AUGGAGGGCGUCGAAGUUAGUACGGGGGAGAAGGCUCCGCCCGUGAAGCACCAAAAGGUGAUAGCGCGUGGGGUCCCCCGCGUGUCGCGCUACUUGCUGCUGCUGCUGUACUCCCUUUACUCCUUCGUUGGGGCUCC
Molecule: messenger RNA, 137 nt
Organism: Eimeria necatrix
Lineage: Eukaryota; Apicomplexa; Conoidasida; Eucoccidiorida; Eimeriidae
Exons: 2
Source: RefSeq, a predicted model, not a curated record